GGGUCUGUUGGAUUAUUUAUUAAAUAUAACAAAUAAUAAUGUGUCUGAUUUGUCCAUAAUAACUUGUGUGGUUCAGCAUCCGGACAUGUAUGAGCGUGCAGUGUUGAAGAAGCCCCAACAGAAAGCUUAUGGUGUGUCUGUGGAUCUGUGGAGCAUCGGUGUCACCUUCUACCAUGCUGCCACUGGCAGUCUUCCUUUUAUACCAUAUGGAGGCCCACGCAGAAACAAGAAAAUCAUGUACAAGAUCACAACAGAGAAGCCAGAGGGAGCCAUAGCAGGUGUGCAGAAGGUGGAAGACGGACCCAUUGAAUGGAGCUACCGACUGCCACACUGCUGUCAACUUUCAGAGUGA
This is a messenger RNA of Sinocyclocheilus anshuiensis, 352 nucleotides long. RefSeq names its product inhibitor of nuclear factor kappa-B kinase subunit epsilon-like. Gene Ontology annotation, biological process: peptidyl-serine phosphorylation. Gene Ontology annotation, molecular function: ATP binding; protein serine/threonine kinase activity. The transcript has 2 exons. NCBI's taxonomy places the organism in Eukaryota, Metazoa, Chordata, Actinopteri, Cypriniformes, Cyprinidae. The record is from RefSeq and is a predicted model, not a curated record. The annotation marks the transcript as partial. Gene Ontology annotation, cellular component: cytoplasm.